CAGCCGGAUCUGUGUGAAUGGUAAAUAAAAAUUGGAGCCAAAAAUAAUAAUUUUUUCCUUCUGGAUUGAACCGUUUCCCGCGCCCCCUUAUAAUGACCACCUGUGCAUAACCCGAUUUCCUAAGAGAACCUACAACUUUUCCCGGUUAUCAAGGCAACUCAUGCAUUUCGUCCAACAUCCUUUCAUCGUCAACAACAACAAUAACGUGGUGGACAUACUGCAUCCGGAAAAUAUCGAAUUCGAUGGGCCGCCAGCGGCGCGGAAAAUGAUUAUUGGCUCGUUUUCGAUGUUCGUAAUCUUCUCGUACCUGCAAUUACUAUACAUCCUAGUGGCCAUAUACUUGGCGUUGCAUCACGCUCACCAUUAG
Messenger RNA from Drosophila ficusphila, 367 nucleotides. RefSeq lists its product as uncharacterized. The coding region runs from base 161 to 367 and encodes 68 amino acids. The record is from RefSeq and is a predicted model, not a curated record. Lineage: Eukaryota; Metazoa; Arthropoda; Insecta; Diptera; Drosophilidae. The transcript has a single exon.